Filobasidium floriforme is the source of this 3116-nucleotide messenger RNA. RefSeq lists its product as uncharacterized. NCBI's taxonomy places the organism in Eukaryota, Fungi, Basidiomycota, Tremellomycetes, Filobasidiales, Filobasidiaceae. The transcript is spliced from 5 exons. The record is from RefSeq and is a predicted model, not a curated record. Bases 68 to 2860 code for a protein of 930 amino acids.
CACCUUCAGUUCGAUUUAUCAGACUAUAGCGACGGAAUCUCUGACCUAGUAGUCGUAUGGGAACGGGAUGGCUGAAGGAGAUAGAGAUCUCGCCAGCCAGAUCUUUGGCGGCAGCGAGGUUGGGGCACGACCGACAGCGUCUCGCACAAACUCGAAUUCGAACGCUGUAGCCGGUCCUUCGAAUGCUGCAGCCAGUACCGAACAGAGUCAAACUCAGAAGAAGAAGAAGAUGAAGAAGAAGGAUAAGCAGGACGGGGAGGGGAAGAAGAAAAAGAAGAAGAAGAAGAGGAAGGAGAGAGAGGAGUCGUAUGACAGUCAGGACGAGGCUCCCGAUGAUGGGGAUUUGAACGCGGAGGAGUUUAUCGUCGAUGCGAUCCUACAUGCCAUCUACAAACCCUUUGCUGCGAACAGGAACCUGGGCGGGUGCGCUUGGCAUUACAUAUGCCUAUGGCACGGCUACCCUCCUUCCCAGACCUCGGACGAAGAUCCGAUUACGCAUGAUAUGUUCUCGCCGGGGUCUAUCUAUGUCGAAGAGUUCUGGAAGUAUUCGAGAGGACCUUUUGAGAGGCAAUACCCGACGAUUGCGCGGUCGAGUACGGCAAGGAAGGGCAAGCAUCCCAGCGAGCCGCUCGCGAAGAUGGGUGACAGCUGGGAGUGUCCACCUCAUCUGUUGAACAAAUGGUACCGCGAAGCCCGCUAUGCCUACCGAAAAGACCUUCGGAUCGCUUCUGCCAGAGUUAUAGAAAAGCCCAAAUCUCUCAAGUGGGCCGAUCGUAAGAAGAACAUGAUCAAGUGGAUCCGAUGGACGAACAUGAAGAUCGCGGAGACGGCUCAAGAUAGCCAGUCGCACGGCUUGAGGUUGUUGUCGGCGAAUGAAGAUGGGGACGGGGACUCGUCUAGCAGCGAGUACGAGGGAAGCAGUGACGACGAAGAGACGAGCGAAGAGGAGGCCUUGAUCAAGAAGGCCAAGGUGGACGAUAGGAAGAGGGAUAGGAGGGUUGAUAGCUCUCCGAGCAAGUCCGAUGGCGGGAGAAAGAGGAGGUUGGAGAGCUCUCCGAGUAAGUCGGAAGACGAGCGGAAGAAGAAGCAGAGGAGAGACCAAGAUCGAGGCAAAGGAAAGGACCGCGAGGGAGAGCGAAGCAGGGACCCUACGGUCACUCCUCGAGCCUGGUCCCCGGGGUUGUAUACAGCUGGAGCCUCUCCCGAAUCGAAGAAGAAGGAGGAGAAGCGUCAAAAGAUGGAGAAGCUCAAACGUCAGCGGGAACGAAGAGAACGUAGAGAAGAAGCCGAGAGAAAACGGAAGGAGGACGAGGCUUCGGACGUUAUCGAGAUCCCCUCGACUGCGGGAUCCUUUAUCGAGAUUCCCUCUACCGCGGGGCCAAGUACUUCGGGUUCAGCGAUAGGCACAGCAGGGACGACGAGUGGAUCGAAAACGAGGAAGGUCGUGGUAUCGGAUUCAGAUUCCGAUGAAGAUGUUCCGUUGAUCGUGCAACAGCCGGCGAUAAAGGCGAAUUCAUCUGUCCAUCUCGCUGGAUCGGCAAAGCCGAGCGCCAAGAUCAAUGCCAGUCCCAGCAACCCAAUCUCAGACCCGAGUUCGGCUGCGCCUGUCAGCGCGACGACGGGUGCUGUUGCAAGACCUAUCGCGGCCGUGACUAUCGCUACAGGACAACAACCCCUUUUCGAGGCAGAAGAGGAAGAGACACCAGUAGAAGAGAGCCGCCCGGCGGGAACGACUGGACAGAAAUACGCGCCGAUCUGGGCGAGGGAUUCUGCCCAGACACAAACCCAAACACGACCGAUGCCGCCGGCACAAGGACAGCCUCAGAUCCAGAUACAGAGCCAGAGUCGAUCGCAACCUCAGGUGCCGGUUCCAUCGUCAACGCAUGCGUCAGCGCAAACUCUCUCGACCGCCGCGCCAGCACAGGCUCUAUCCCCGACUCUAGCUCGACCCGAGCCUCUACCGCUUGCCCCUGAACUUCAGCCACCACAAUCACCCCGAACGCAGCCUCGAGAGCAACUGUUGCAGAGCUCAUCGGAGCGAUCGACAUCGAUAGUCCAUCUUCAAGAGACGAGAGAAUCGCAGACGGCUUCGACCGCUCCCGCAGCUUCCGUGCCUCAAGAUAAAGACGCGACGGCUGCAAUCAGAAUACCUGCAGUCACCAUCCCUCCUGCGGCAUCUUCAUCUCAACCAGCGUCCAUUGUUGUUCGACCUCCUCCGACAGCCUCUGGACCCACAAUAUAUCCCUCCCGCGCGCCGCUCGUGACACAGCCCUCCGGCCCUUCGACGACCAUGCCGCCGCCGACAACGGUCCCUCGUCCACCAGCCUCGUUCAUGGACAGGUCUGCGACGUCUGUUAUCAGACCUAGCGAUGGAACGUCCGCAGUAUUUGUAAGCGGAAGGAGCAAUACGGUACCUACUCCGCGUCGGAGCGAUCAGUCAGGCCUUUCACAGCCUGCUCGACCUACAACUUCGGUUGUUCGAACAACGACUUUGCGGGGCUUCAAGCUGCCUUGUCAGAUCGACAUACGGCUUCCGGGGAUGACGCAAAGGACGGAGUUGUUCGUUUCGGACCUGGCGGUACAACCGUUAUACACCGGCGUGACCCCGUCAGCAUUGUUCGCGGAACCGAGAUCGAUGAAGCGUCUCGUCAUCACGCGAUUGAUGGCUGCCGAUGUCAUCCAAGACCUACUGCUGAAUCGUGCAGUCAUUGCACACGCCAAGGUCCAGAUAGUCGAAGGACCGCAGUACGCUCACGGUAAUAGGAUGAUGGGAGACUUUUUGCGAGAGCUGGGUGAAGAGGGACUUCGAGAGGCUCGCUUCUGCCAUGUCGACCACGAAUAUUAUGGCGGUCUUCCAUAGCACAGGAUCGCCUUUCGCCACUGCGAUCAAAACACCACCUGAUCUGUUAGAGGCUCACGGUCUCAUGAUUGCAUUCAUCGCGUUCGAUCCCGCGAAUCACGGCACACCUUCUUCGGAAGUGCUUGAUACGUUCAAGGUCAUGGAAAGGGCUUUGCCCGCCGACCUCAUUCAUCCCGACAUCGUGCUCGGAAGCCUCGGCUUCACAACACCGUUCUUCGAACGUCUCCGUGGACGAAAAGUCGCCGUUGUCGCGAAA